GAGUCUAACGGCCUCUUUCAGCCGUUUAUACUGUCACGAAUAGUUGAAUAACAAAAAUGACAAUAAUAAUUAAUUGAAAAAAAUACUUCUUUCCUCAGCCCAAGCUCUAAGUCUGGAUAGGCAGUGCCAUAAUGAAUAUUUCAUAAAAUUCUAUCGGUCACGGCGAAGAACGAAAGUAAGAAGAUGGCACAGGCAGACCACGACGCCAUGUUCCUGUUCCGUUUGCCCGACGAUGUUUACAUUUUUCCUUUCCACACCACUCGCUCGUCGCUCGCAGCAGUCACUGUUUUUCUGAGACCGUUUGCUAUUUUCCUUGUAAGUGCCAUGGCUGGUAAGAAAUCCUCCUCCAACGCUCCUAAAACCCAGGCAGAAUUGAACGCCGAGAGGCUGAUAAAGUGCAAGUUCUUCCUUGUGUUUUGGUUGCCAUUAGUUGGGCAAGACUAUGGGGAAAGCGAUGUGCUCCCAGGUAGACACAUUCAAAAGAAGUAUCGGAAAUUUGAUGCUCUUGUGCCGUUGACUUACACGGAUGAGCAGAAGAAAAAAAUUUCCCACAAAGCAAAGGUCAAGGAGGGAGCAGAUGACGCGGCUUCUCUUGAAGAAAUCUGUUUAAGUGCUAUCGAUGGGCACAUCCUCACAGAAUACGAGAGGGUCACGAACCCAAACCUCAUAGCAGCAAAGAAGGAACAUGCCAGGAGGAGAAGAAUUGUUACCAAACAGAUGAAGGAAAACCAAAGGACUGAAGGCAUCAAUGUCCUCAAUGCCACAAAUGUUUGCCAUGAAUCUGUGAUCCCUCCGGCUAUGGUUCCUCAGCGCACAAUGUCCUUUGAGCCCCGCUUUGGACUAGUUUCCUAUCAAGAUACAAUUAAGUUGUAUGCUAACGGUGUGGGUCACCAUGUAAACCAAGAGGCCUUGAAAUUCCUGGAAGCUUUGAUUCGAACUGUUGAAGAAAAUGUGCCUCGGAUUCCAGACUCUGAGUGGAUGUGCGAGGUCAUGAAAGGACUCUUCAACAGUUUUGCCGAUAAAACUCUAACGCAAAGGAAGAAAAUAAGCCAAUUGCCUGAUUCCUGGUUUGUGAAGACUAGUACCUCUGAGCAUGAUCUUUUUGGUAAUGGGUCCCUGUAUGUCCCACAUACCCUGGCAACAUUACUGAAAUGUGAGCUUCACAACGAAUCGAAUUGGGCCAUCUAUACCACCAAGCUGCUAAAUAACAUUUAUGGAACAGAUCUGGAACACCUCACAGCUGUUGGCACAGGGAAUAGUAUAGGAAUUGAUAAGAGACUGUACACUGCUCUUUACAAUUACUGCCGGGAGACAUUCAAAGAGCCUGGAUGUCUUAAGAUGUAUAAUAACCACAUUAACAUGAUGAUCUCAAAUAAGAGAAAAAAUAAUAAGAGGAAGCAGUCAGCUUUAGAGAAUGGACCCAAUAAUAAGAGACUUAUGGAGACUGGAGAGCAGCCAGCUACGACUACUGUACGGGAGCAGCAAGCCACUAGUGAUACUACUGCUCAGCUUGGUGCAGGGGAAGAUGAAGAGAGUUCCAUCUUGCAGAGGAGCAAGUCUCUAGAAAAUGGGAACUUUGAAGAUAGAAUUGCCACUUUUGAUAAACCACUUCAGAUGACAGACCACACCAGAGCAGACUAUUCCUUGGCUGUGCCAUACACAACAGCUGCCGAGGAACUGGGUGAGCGGUUGCUGCGAGGGAGUGACAGUGACUGCCAUCAGUUGCAGUCACCAUCAUUAAGUACCUGCUCACCAGGACAACCACCAUCAGGAAGUAACAAGGUGUAUACCCCCUUGCUGCCACAAAGACUUAACCACCAUCCCAAACUGUUACAAUUUGAGAAGAAUACACCUGCACUUGAUGUGGACUCACCCAGCUGCCCACCUGCACCCCAUUACCCCAGCCACACAGCUACUUCCAACUCAGGGAUGGCCCCACCCAGCUACCAACCUGGACCUCAUCCCAACCACGCACCUGGAGCCAUUUCCAGCAACACACAAGAUUACAACUGUGGUAUGUUUUUUUUCAAGAGUUACAUAUGUAAGAAUAUUUUAAUUUUUGCCACAAACAGGUCCUCAAACACCAGUCCACCACAACAAUGUUCUUGCUCAGCUGCCCAACUGCCCACCAAUGCGAUGGGGCUACACCCACUGCCAGCCUGGUAUGUUAAUUGUUAAGCCUCGUAAAUUUACUAAUAUUUUGUUCCUUUUUUUUUCACAGCCAUGCCUUCAACCUCAUUACAGCUAACUCCCGCUGAAAUAAUGAACUUUAGGGCAUUUAUGGCGUCAAGAAAUUGCCAAAUGCCGUAACUGUGAGUAAUUUUUGUGUGUCUUAUGUUUUGUAUAUUCUUGCUUUGUACAUAUGUAUAUUGUGUAUGUUUUGUAUAUUCUUGCUUUGUCCAUAUGUAUAUUUUGAAAUCCACAAUAAAAAUAUUGUAAUUCCA
This is a messenger RNA of Frankliniella occidentalis (western flower thrips), 2444 nucleotides long. RefSeq lists its product as uncharacterized. The record is from RefSeq and is a predicted model, not a curated record. The transcript is spliced from 15 exons. The coding region runs from base 184 to 2178 and encodes 664 amino acids. NCBI's taxonomy places the organism in Eukaryota, Metazoa, Arthropoda, Insecta, Thysanoptera, Thripidae.